UAGCAAAUAUUGAUACUUGGUGUUAGCUUACAAAGUAGUUAGUUUUUCGCAAAGGUGACUUUGAAAAUGUUGGUGCUGCCUCGUUAGUUAUUUGCGUUAGCUGCUGUCGGUUGCACUGUUGCAUGUUUGAAGCCUGCAAACUUUGAGUUUUAGCUUCUAUAAUUAGCCGUGUUAGUAGCGAGUAUUAAUGGGAUGUGCUCACCUGCAGUUUUAUUUUCGGAUUGGUCUGAUACAAGUCUACACAUUGGGGGCUCUGACUGGAGUUGAGCAUAAAGCGUCCUCCAGACAAGCAAAAGGAAGCAUUACUGGCCUUGCUGGAGACUACAGUGGAGUCCAGACUGGAUCAGAGAGAGGCUGAGGAGGAAGCAUGUCUACUGACGAGGAGCCCACGUACACAGUCAAGCUGCUGCAGCUGCUGCUGCUCUCCUCCUACUGGGGAAUGCAGAUUUGGGUCACCUUCAUUUCAAGCUUUGUGAUGGACAACCACCUGAAUAGACACACUUAUGGUUUUAUCCAGAGUCGUCUUGUCCCGUUCUACCUCCACUUGGGUUCAGCUUGUGCCUUCUUUAACCUCACCAUCUUCGCUGUGUAUCAUCCCAGCGACCUGCUUGACGACAAAGAAGCCUUUCAGAUCUUCAUCUUUUUUGUGUCGGUGACGGUUGCGGCUGUCAACGCUCAGUGGUUCGGCCAAAUGACAUCAGAGAUCAUGGCAGACAUGCACCUUAUCGAGCAGGCGUGCGGAUUGGGUCAGGACAUCGGCCUGUCGUCGAACCGUGAAGCUUACGCCAAGCUGUGCGAGACGGAUGUAAAAUACAGACACCUGAGCAGUCGUCUGUGGCUGUACAGACUGCUGUCCUCCCUCUGUAACCUCUGCUGCAUAGGCUGCAACUUCUACAGUCUCUGUUACAUGGCUGAGAACCUUCGCACACUUUAAACGGACACAUCAGCAGCUGGACUGUUACAUCCUUGAAAAAUAGUCUCUCCCAUAUCACCCCCUUAAAUAACUUGACUCCUAUUUUUUGUACCAAAGCAAUAAGUUAUAUAUUUAACACAUUACGUCUUUCUCUCCACCUCUGUCUAUUAGUUAUUAUAUCAAGGUUUAGGUAAUCCUUGUUGUUCUUGUGCCUUGGGGAUUCAUGAAAGGAUAUAGCUGCCAUGCCUAGAUGUUGGCCCUAGUUUUUUUUUAUCAGGGUCAUUAAAGCUGCACUUCUCUCCUAAAGGUUGUAGCAAGACAAAUCAGUUGCUAUGAGUAAUGCUUCACCUUUCACCUAGUGUGGCUCAGGCUGGUGGCGGCCUUGAUAUUUCCCUUCACCAUUACGAAUGUGGUACCUUUCGGGAAACCGGGAACAUGAGGGAUGUUUUAAAAGACUUUGCACUUGCAGUACCAGAAACGCCAUCAGAGAAUAUAGCCAAAUGUGUUGCAGCUUUUUUUUAACGUGUUUAGCAAAAGAAAGUCACGUUUUAUAAGGGAACUGCUUCCAUGCUGUUCUGUCCUGUUCUUCCUGUUUAGGUGUGGUUUGAAUACUUGUAAUAGUGUAUCGCAGGUUUGUUUGGCCUACAUAAGAGCACCUGUGAAAGUAAGUAAAUAAGUGAAAGGUUGUACUAUCUUUAGUGCUCCUGGCUGCUGGUAUUAAAAAGAAGGGUUCAAACACUUUUACUCUAUGGUAUACAAUCAAUACUGCUUUUAGCACACGUGCACCAGUGGUUUCAUUAUUGGUUUAUUGGAAGGUAGAUUUGUUAGUGUUUGUAAACAGUUGUAUAUGUGUUGCCAUGUAAAUGAUGUAGUUGCUGUAAGAUGUGUUGUUGCACAGCAGGUUGGUGUAGUUGUGAGAGUAGUAUUGUUUAGACUGGCUGAGAAGAUGUGGGUGUAUUUCAUCUAAAUGUCUGUAAUAAUAAUAUUACAGAGUUCCCAGAAAAUCAUGGUAGGAAUUAUUUCUGUACGUGUAGUUCAGAAAGAAAAACUUUCAGGUGAUCUGUAGACUUGUCUGUGAUAUCUCUGCACUCAGGCCUUUUCACUAAUAAUCCCAGUAUGACCUCCAUGUACGUUGUUACCUUACAGUGUGCCUCAACUCAAAAUGACAUCUUUAUACAUUGGUGCGGGAAUUUUAAAGAUUUCCAAAGCUGUCUGGUCUGUUAAGUGUGUUUAUCUGUGUUCCUCUCUCUCACCUCCAUGAACUGUAAGUCUGUAAAGCCGUGAUUGGAAUAUGAAGCCAAAUAAUGUUUGAGUUGUACUCGCACUAGAGUUGUCUUCUGUGCUGUACACUUCUCAGGUGUCAGUGCUUUUAAAAAAAGAAGUCAUAGCUUGAGUAUCUUUUGUAUUGUUUUGUUUUGUGCGCAGGUCAAAUAAUUUAACAAACCUCUCCAUGCUAUGAUGACCUCUCCUUUCUGUACCUGCUUACACUCUUCUAUUGAUGUGUCCUGUUCUUCUAGUUUGUGUUUGCAAGACAAUGCAAUAUUAUCUGAUUUUAAAAUGUACACUUCCUUUUUAUUGUGUUUCCUGUUAUCGCCCAAUUUAAAUAUAACAUUUGAAUGCAAAUCAUUUGACAGUUUUGUGCAUAAACACAAAACCUGUGUUCAGAUUUGGAAUUUUAUACCAUUUUACGUUUCUUAAUGUUUGUGAUAAUGGAUUAUAAUGCUGAAUGUGAGCCGAGCCGUACAAUGCAUUUGUAACACGGCAUGACUUGCUUGAAGAUCAGUGAGGUCAGAUGUUAUGAGCUGUUAUAAAUGGUUGGUGUUGGGUUUGUAUCAAAAAUAAUUUGACAUGUAUGGUCUGCUUUUUGUGUAUUAAAACAUGUUCUAUGCUUUAUGCUUUACCUUCUCCCCAUUUUUAUUUAGA
Messenger RNA from Cottoperca gobio, 2836 nucleotides. RefSeq names its product transmembrane protein 205. NCBI's taxonomy places the organism in Eukaryota, Metazoa, Chordata, Actinopteri, Perciformes, Bovichtidae. The record is from RefSeq and is a predicted model, not a curated record. The transcript has 4 exons. Bases 368 to 934 code for a protein of 188 amino acids.